UUCUCAAAUAAAGUGUUGGUAAUAAUUAUUGUUCUUGAUCAUGGACUUUGUGUAGGUGUGGUGCUUUAACUGUUUGACAACAAUAACGACUGUAUACUGGUAGCUUUGAUUUGGUAUCGUAGUAUUACCAUGGAGGAAGCCAGUUUAUACUUUCCCUUUAAGCUGCAGUUUUAAGCAUCUGUCGUAGGCUUUUUAGGGCACAACACCUAAUUCUGAGGGAGUAACCCAAUGUAAUAGUAGAAGCUAGUUCUGGCAGGUAUAGGUAGAUCUAUAUUUAUAUGGCUUUGCUUGAAUAGCUAUAUAAGUCAGCAGUCUUCUGCGUGAGGAAGGUGCAUGCUUACCUAUAUAUGCGUUGCAUGAGUAAUAUAGAUAAAUAUGCUUCAUAUCAUGCUGAGGAUCACGUUCUCCUUUCUCUGCCUGCUGUUUGUGAUUGAGUCUCACACUCGGCUUGUCGAGGCGACGCCAGACUGUCUGCAUAGCAGAGUGGACGAGUUUCCGUGCACACCAAGACAUCCUAGAACAAAAAUGCCUUCUGCAAAUGAGUUCGGGAACUACAAUACUAAAAUUGUGAGUUUUGGACGACUUUCCCAGUGUGACAUACUGAACUUUGGACAUCAGGUUCUACCAAUCCCUGGAAAUGGCAGCACAAUGUUCAUUUCCUCCCCAGGAAUUACACUUAACACACCAAAAAACUAUAGUAACCAAAAGUACGUUGUAUACAACAUCAGUUGCCCAGCGGGACAUCUAGCAUUCUUUGACAUGACUACCAUGCAGCUGGAAAGGGCCAACUGCUUCCACCCAGGAAAAAAUCAGAUGGUGUGUCGUGAUUAUGUUCGGGUAAACAGGCCUGGUUAUGGUUAUACCGAAAGUUGCGGAUAUGUUUCAAAUCAAGACAACCAGAAUCAACUGGAGGAAGGUACGAUGACCAUUUUGUUCAGAACCAGUGUGUCGAACAGAUACCCUGGAUUUGAAGCCACUAUUAUUUGCUUCAAUCCUGAAGAUGCAAAUCAACUAGGGUGCACUCAAAACAACCACCCGGGGCAAGACAAUCUAGAGCGCAGAAGGGCGGACCUUGAUGAAUUUCACAGAACCUGGAUGAGACAGCGUCAUGAUAUGCUUUAUCGUCAAAGAGGGGUCGGGGCCAUACGGUUUGAACGAAUCAAUGUUUCGUUCGGGGUUCGUGUGCUUUACAACGAGGGGAAACUGUCCUUUAUGGUAGAGGACGGAAUGAUGAAAUUCAGAGAGUCAAUUGAUGGCAUCAUUUAUCUGGCCGUUUUUCAUAGUAACGGUAGUAGAAUAGUAUAUUUUCGGGGGCAGAGUAGAAUCUUCAGAGGGCCUGGGCCAAUGUGGAUUGUUGGACCUUAUGCCUACUUCCAACACUUCGCUAUUGAUCCAAGGGGCAUCUUGCCUAAUCCGGAAGAAUUGGUUGCUAUUGGCAGCAUCACAGCGGCACAGCGCACUCUGAUCCAAGAAGAUAACAAGCGUUAUGUGAAAAAAAGCGACAUGCUGACGAACAGUGCUAUACUAACUGCUAUCGAGAAUGAGAAUGCGUGCAAUCCAGUUCUUAGAACCUCAGCAGUAACUACUAUCACCUUAGUUCAGAGAGAGAAUCCUCAACGUCUUACACAACUGAGGUACCGAAAAAGCCAUCCCAGCUCCUCUGAAUCCACAUCUCUCCCGUGAAACAAUUGUGUUUUGGUGCUCAAGCAGAAGAAAAAAACAGUUACUUUGCCGAUAAUUAUGUGUGUAUAGCUAUUAUUAUAAUCCAAGUUGCUUUCCUUGAUUUGUGCAAAUUGUAAAUAGCUGCAUGUAUGUAUUAGUUUAUGUACAGUGUAAUACCAUCCUAUUUAAGGAUGAACGGUUAUCAAUUCUUG
Halichondria panicea is the source of this 1874-nucleotide messenger RNA. RefSeq lists its product as uncharacterized. NCBI's taxonomy places the organism in Eukaryota, Metazoa, Porifera, Demospongiae, Suberitida, Halichondriidae. The coding region runs from base 376 to 1683 and encodes 435 amino acids. The record is from RefSeq and is a predicted model, not a curated record. The transcript is spliced from 15 exons.